AUGUCAAUUCAAAAAAAGUCAUCAAAAAUAAUCAGACAAGGAAAUGAACCUUAGAAAUACUAGAAUAUGUAUUAUGAAGUUCAACUUCCUUAUUUUAAUCCUUCAUCGAACUCAAUAUUUGCUAAUCAAUUAUUAAAUAAUCCAUCAUUUAUGAAUAUAUAUUAAUUAGCAAUAAGUAGCUAUCUUUAAGGGUAAUAUAAGUAAGCUAUAUUUUUUGCUGAGAAAUUAUUAUGCUUAAAUCAAGAUUAAAAUACUUAAGCAUAUUUGGUAUUUAUGCUUGGAAUUGUAAUAUUAUUUACUAUAAUAAUUUUAGUGUCAUUUUGCAAAUGCCGAAUAUUCAGGAGUAUAUAAUUUGUUUUUAAAGUACAAAUUAACAUAAGGUGAUUUCGGAGUCUUAGCAGCAAGAGCCCUAUACGCCAAUAAGUAAUAUGAAUUGGGAAUAGAGAUAUUACAAGAUUAAAUAACAUCAUAAAGUGAUUGGAUAAGAGGAUAAUGUUAUGAAGCAUUAGAGAAUAAAUAAUUAGCAGUUUCAAAUUACUAUGAGUGUUUAUAAAAGACUCCAACAAAUGUGAGAGUGUUUUAAUAAUUAGUAGAUUCAUAUUUAAUUUCUUCAGAUGAGAAGGAAAAUCUGAUACAAUAAAUAUAAUUAAAUUCAGAUGAAGCCUGGUUGAAAGAUUAUUAUGUGAGCAAAACAAUAAAUAGUGAUAUUGGGAAUUAGAAAAUGGCAGAUCAUUUAUAGGAAGAGAAAAGGAAAAUAGCUUAGCAAUUAUAGAUUGUAGAUAAAGUGGAAACUUAAUAAAUGAAACCAUCACCUUUAAGAAGUCCCUAUAUAAGAAAGGAGGAAAUUCCAAUUCAAAAUGAUUUAGUUUAUGUAGCUUUAGAAAAGAAGAAUAAUAUUGAUAUAUUGAAUGUUAAAGCAAAGAAGGCAUAUUAUAGUUAUGAUAUUGCAUCUGCAUAUGAUUGGUCAUUAAAAGCAAUAAAAUAAGAUCCAUUAUAUUUUGAUGUGAUUCCAACAUAUGUUUCAUGUUUAUUAGAAUUAGAAUAAAUAGCAGAAUUAUAUUAUUGUGCUCAUAAUUUGAUAGAAAACUAUGCAUCAAAUGCUUUGAGUUGGUUUGUAGUUGGAGUAUACUAUUUUUCAACAAAGAAAUAUGAGGUGGCAAGAAAAUAAUUUUAGAAAUCUAUACAAUUAGAUUAACAUCUCAUAUAUAGCUGGAUAGGGUUGGCUCAUUCUUAUGCUAUUUAAGAUGAAUCUGAUCAAGCAAUGUCUAUAUAUAGAUCAAUCACUCGUUAAUUCCCUGGUUGUUAUUAAGCUCAUGUUUAUAUUGGGAUGGAAUAUUUAAGGACAAAUAAUUUGUAGACAGCAAUCUUGUCUUUAUAAUAGGCUAAGGAUAUCAAUCCGACAGAUCCUAUGAUAUAAAAUGAACUUGGAGUUAUUGCUUAUAAAUAAAAGAAAUAUAAUGAAGCCAAAGAUGUAUAAUAUAAUUUAAAUUUAGUAUUUUUUAAAUGCUUUAGUGUUCUGUCAAAAUUCUAAUCAUAAGAUUCGAGAAUCAGCACUUUAGAAUUUGGGACAUACUUUUAGAAAAUAAAGGGAAUAUAAAAAUGCUAUACUUAUUUUCGAAAAGUGUAUUUAGGUAUUUAAAUUUAAUAUUUUAUAGUUAAACUCAGUAUCUCCAUAAAUUUUCUUUGGAUUGGCAUUUUCAUAUCAUUUGAGUGAGUUGCCAAAUAGUCUUAGUAAGGCAAUUCAUUUUUAUCAUAAAUCUUUGUCAUUAAAAUCAGACUAGACUUUUGUUUAGGAUAUGUUAAGUAAAGCAUUGUAAGAGGCUGCAGAUAUGGGAUUGUCAGAAUAUGUAAAUUGA
Molecule: messenger RNA, 1856 nt
Organism: Paramecium sonneborni
Lineage: Eukaryota; Ciliophora; Oligohymenophorea; Peniculida; Parameciidae
Source: the annotation of a GenBank genome assembly